AUGUCCAACAGCAGCUCCAUGGCCCAGUUCCUCCUCCUGGCAGUCGCAGACAGGCAGGAGCUGCAGCUCCUGCACUUCUGGCUCUUCCUGGGCAUCUCUCUGGCUGCCCUCCUGGCCAACGGCCUCAUCCUCAGCGCCGUAGCCUGCGACCACCACCUGCACACCCCCAUGUACUUCCUCCUUCUCAACCUCUCCCUCACAGACCUGGGCUGCAUCUGCACCACUGUCCCCAAAGCCAUGCACAAUUCCCUCUGGAACACCACAACCAUCUCCUACAUGGGAUGUGCGGCUCAGGUCUUUUCCUUUAUGUUCCUCAUCACAGCAGAGUAUUUCCUCCUCACCAUCAUGUGCUACGACCGCUACGUUGCCAUCUGCAAACCCCUGCACUACGGGACCCUCCUGGGCAGCAGAGCUUGUGCCCACAUGGCAGCAGCUGCCUGGGCUACUGCGUUUCUCAUUGCUCUGCUGCACACAGCCAAUACAUUUUCCCUGCCCCUGGGCCAGGGCAAUGCCCUGGGCCAGUUCUUCUGUGAGGUUCCUCAGAUUCUCAAGCUCUCGUGCUCCAAAUCCUACCUCAGGGAACUUGGUCUUUUACUGGUUACUGCCUGUUUAGUGUUCGGUUGUUUUGUUUUCAUUGCUUUUUCCUAUGUGCAGAUCUUCAGGGCUGUGCUGAGGAUCCCCUCUCAGCAGGGACGGCACAAAGCCUUUUCCACCUGCCUCCCUCACCUGGCUGUGGUCUCCGUCUUUGUCAGCACUGCCACAUUUGCCUACCUGAAGCCCCCCUCCAUCUCCUCCCCAACACUGGAUCUGGCACUAUCAGUUCUGUACUCAGUGGUGCCUCCAGCACUGAACCCCCUCAUCUACAGCCUUAGGAACCAGGAGCUCAAGAAUGCCCUCAGAAAAAUGAUGACUGGAUGCUUUUCAGGAGCAAUAAAGUGCCUGUUUUCUGGUGUGUAGCAUUCAGAAUGGGACUCCUUCAUGGCCCAGCCUUCCUGUUCAGAUUUUUCGUGGAGGUCAUUGUGUUCUUCUUGCAAUAACUUUCUGUGCAAUUAAAUAUUAUUAUGCGUCUG
Messenger RNA from Neopelma chrysocephalum (saffron-crested tyrant-manakin), 1070 nucleotides. RefSeq names its product olfactory receptor 14J1-like. The record is from RefSeq and is a predicted model, not a curated record. Gene Ontology annotation, cellular component: membrane. Bases 1 to 957 code for a protein of 318 amino acids. Gene Ontology annotation, molecular function: G protein-coupled receptor activity; olfactory receptor activity. Lineage: Eukaryota; Metazoa; Chordata; Aves; Passeriformes; Pipridae. Gene Ontology annotation, biological process: G protein-coupled receptor signaling pathway. The transcript has a single exon.